AUGCGUGGGAGAUGCACUGGUCCACUGGAGAGGCCCGUUUUAGGCUUGCAGUUUGAGAGAGUAGCGUGGGACGAGGAGGAGGAAAUCCCACAGAGGAAGACCUUCUGCGGUCUCCUGGCAACGGCAGAGAUGAACCCCUGGUUUGAGACGCUUGAGGAAAUGGACGACUUCCUUCAGGUCUUCUCGGAUCCGUACAAGGAGCAUGCGCAGGCCCAGCCCUGGCCCGAGCCACAGCUCGGCGUGGCCGAGACUGCUUCUGGAGAAGGCAGCCAGCAGGGCUCGAGCCAGAGCCAAGGGAUGCCAGCCUGGGCGGCCACGGGGAUGACUUCUGCCUCCUGCCACGUCCCCGGAAGUGUCCUCACCCAGAAUUCCGCAGGAGCCCCAGGGGAAGCGCUGGAUGCGAUCUUUCCUGACCUGGCUGCGAUUUUUGAGUGCGACGACCAAGUGACGUCCCAGACUGCUUCUGGAGAAGGCAGCCCGCAGGGCUCGAGCCAGAGCCAAGGGAUGCCAGCCUGGACGGCCACGGGGAUGACUUCUGUCUCCUAUGAUGUCCCCGGCAGGGUCCUCCCCCAGAAUCCCACAAGAGCCCCAGAGGACGAGCUGGAUGUGAUCCUUCAAGACCUGGCUGAGAUUAUUGAGCGCGAUGAGCAAGUGACGUCCUGUCAACAGGUCAAACCCUCGGCAGGGAACCUGACGACCCAGGCCAUGGGCACCACUGAUGGCCAGAGGGCCAAUGUCACUGCAAGCAGGACGACUGGCUGUGAUGAAGGUAGCCAGGUGCAGGACACCAGCGCUGAACCCACGCUCAGUGACGUCCAGAUGGCGGCACGGGGUGGCAGUCAGGUGAAUCUCCCCAUCGACCACCAAAAUCUCUCUGGUGGCCAGAUGAUAGUUCCCGGGGUUCAUCAGCGCUUUUACUGGGCUCCCAUGGCAACGUCUCUCGGUGACCAGAGCCAGAGCCUCUACGUGAACCACGGGACCGUCGCGUGUCCCGACCAGAGCGUCCGUGGGGGCCAGAUGAUGACCCGAAGCAAUGGCCAGAUCCUCAGUGGGGGCGAUGAGCUCACAGCAGCACCACACCCAGGACUCCCAGCCUUCACAGUUUCCCCUGUGAUCCCGGAGCAACUCCCACCGAGGAAUUGGAACUUACAGCCGAUGAGCUCUGCGUUCCUGAAGAAGCCUGAGAGUGGGAAACCCUACGUGUGCCUUCACCAGGACUGUGGGAAAUCUUACUCAAGGUCUUCUUACCUCCGAGUCCACCAGCGCACACACAGUGGAGAGAAGCCCUAUGCGUGCAACGUGCAGGGAUGCAAGUGGAGAUUCAUCUAG
Molecule: messenger RNA, 1329 nt
Organism: Fukomys damarensis (Damara mole-rat)
Lineage: Eukaryota; Metazoa; Chordata; Mammalia; Rodentia; Bathyergidae
Product: Kruppel-like factor 18
Exons: 3
Coding region: 1-1329 (442 amino acids)
Biological process (GO): regulation of transcription by RNA polymerase II
Molecular function (GO): RNA polymerase II cis-regulatory region sequence-specific DNA binding; DNA-binding transcription factor activity, RNA polymerase II-specific
Source: RefSeq, a predicted model, not a curated record